Messenger RNA from Gaeumannomyces tritici R3-111a-1, 576 nucleotides. RefSeq lists its product as hypothetical. The transcript has 2 exons. Lineage: Eukaryota; Fungi; Ascomycota; Sordariomycetes; Magnaporthales; Magnaporthaceae. The record is from RefSeq and is a predicted model, not a curated record. Bases 1 to 576 code for a protein of 191 amino acids.
AUGUACUUCUCCGCCGCCGUCCGCACCGCCCUCCUGGCCCUCCUGGCCGCCUCCCAGGUCGCCGCCGCGCCUUUAGCCACCGACAACGGCCCGGCUAAGACGGCCGGCGGCCGCAAGCUCCUGCACGGGCCGAACCGGCACUACCGGUGGCUGACCUCACCCACGCUCGCCGCCGAAGGCGACCGGCCCGUCUACUUCCCCGGCUUCACCCACUCCAUCUACACGCCUGUCGUGUCCGAGACACAGGCCUUGUGGGGCGUGGCAUUUUUGCUGGGCCUGCUGGACCUGCCCUCGAAGCUGGACAUGGAAACCGACGUGGCGACGUGGAACGUUUGGACGCGGAAGCGAUACGUUGUCCAGGGCCUUAAGAACGCAUACGGCAUCUACGACUUCAUAUCAUACGUCAAUGUUUUGCUCAACGACCUCGGCAUCACGGUCCAUCAGAGGCAAAGGAGCUGGUUCGACAAGUUGUUUGCCCCGACCUACCCGACGCAAUAUACUGGCAUGCAAGACCAGUUCCGCGAGCUUGUCGCCGCGAAGCAAAUGAGAGCAAAGCUGGGCAAGGCUAGAAACUAG